CGUAUGCCCUAAUUCCGAAACCCUCUCAGGGGGUCUCUAAAGACCUCUGCCAUUCCCCGAAAUCUGCCUCUUUCACUUCCUUCGGUGCUGGAAUUGGGCCCUCCCCGUACAAGUCCCGGCUACUCCGAUCACGCGACCAUGAGCUUCCGGUUUCACCAGUACCAGGUGGUGGGUCGGGCCCUCCCAACUGCUACCAAUGAGACCCCCAAGGCAUACCGCAUGAAGUUGUGGGCGACGAAUGAAGUGCGCGCCAAGUCGAAGUUCUGGUACUUCUUGAGGAAAUUGCAAAAGGUCAAGAAGGCUCACGGGCAACUUCUAGCAAUCAAUGAGAUCUUCGAGAAGUAUCCAACUACCAUCAAGAACUACGGUAUAUGGGUGCGGUACCAGAGCCGAACCGGCUACCACAACAUGUACAAGGAAUACCGUGAUCUCACACUCAACGGAGCUGUUGAGCAGAUGUACGAUGAGAUGGCUUCACGUCAUCGGGUGCGCUUCCCUUGCAUCCAGAUCAUCAAGACUGCUACCAUUCCCGUUUCGCUGUGCAAGCGAGUGAACACUAAGCAGUUCCACAACUCGAAGAUCAAGUUUCCUUUGACCACCCGCAAGAUCCGACCACCAACCAGGAGUCUGAAGACCACAUACAAGGCGUCCAGGCCCAACACUUUUGUCUGAACAUUUGUUGAAUUUUUGGGGAUAUAUCUGCAUUCAGCCCCUUCUGGAAUUCAAAUCAGUAAAGCUGAGGAGGGUUUUCUCGACUUUUAAGUGUUCCUCUUU
Molecule: messenger RNA, 774 nt
Organism: Physcomitrium patens
Lineage: Eukaryota; Viridiplantae; Streptophyta; Bryopsida; Funariales; Funariaceae
Product: large ribosomal subunit protein eL20
Biological process (GO): translation
Cellular component (GO): ribosome
Molecular function (GO): structural constituent of ribosome
Source: RefSeq, a predicted model, not a curated record